Cryphonectria parasitica EP155 is the source of this 189-nucleotide messenger RNA. RefSeq lists its product as uncharacterized. The annotation marks the transcript as partial. NCBI's taxonomy places the organism in Eukaryota, Fungi, Ascomycota, Sordariomycetes, Diaporthales, Cryphonectriaceae. The record is from RefSeq and is a predicted model, not a curated record. The transcript has a single exon.
UUCAUUCAAGAACAAAUAAUGCAGUAUGCAAAUUCCAAAAGAAUUAAGAGAUUAAUCUUACAAAAGGGAGAUAAAGUUUAUCUACUUCGGAAAAACAUCAAAACAAUCAAACUCAGCAACAAGCUUAACUACAGCUUCAGAUUCGGCAGCAUGCUGAACAUUCUUCUCCUGAUGCUCCUUCUUCUCUAG